CAUAUUUAUCGAAAAAAAAAUGAAAUGGCCGAGUAGUUCCGAAUGAAUGUUCAAAAACGGAAGUAGGAAGUAAACAGAAAAUAACCGCGAAAUUUAGUUCGUUUACAAGAUAAACACCUCAUAAAGACCAGCAUGUCUUCGCAUCUAGCUUUAAAAUGCAUUGCCAGUGUUGCGACGCCGCCUGUAUCACUUACAAGGCGUGAAGAAGGUUCAUUUUACUGUCACAUUGCUGUGCCAAUAUCAGACCAGCUGGUUGUGUUCAGUGAGGGUGACUGGGAGGAAGAAGGUCGGGAGUAUGAGGUCAAUCUGCGCUACAAGGAUGAUGAAAUCAAUCUAGGGAAAAUCACAAGUGGAAACAGGUGUUUGUUGUGGAAGCAAAUUGACAUGAUGGUCCCACCUCUCAUGUUGAGUGAGACAGAGAAAGGGCUGGCCAAGCUGGUGGUUGAUAUCUGUGAAUAUAUUGCCCCACCCCCUCAACCUAUCCCUGUGGCCACUUUCGACCUAGAUCUGAUCACUACAAAUGAAAACACUCCACAGUUUUUUGAUGAGAAAAAGAGCACCCCUGAUCGACCACAGAAAAAGCGUCGUAAUAGCCUAAAUAAGGAAGACAUUACUCCAAGUGGUCCUACCAACAAAAAGCAGAAAACAACCACCAGAAUGCGAAAGACUACGCCAAAGACUGCUAAGCCAGAUAAGAAAGUAAAAGACUCUGAUGAGGCCAAAGUAGCCUCCGCUAAAACCCAGAAGGACUCCCCUAAACCUCAGUCUGCUGAUAGAAAAAUAAAGAAAAAUGCUGAAAGUAAAACAGCAAAACCAGACAAGAAAAUAAAAGACUCUAAUGGGGCUAAAGUAACCUCCCCUAGAGACAAGAAGGACUCCCCUAAACCUCAGUCUGCUGACAGAAAAACAAAGAAAAAUGCUGAAAAUAAAAGUUCACCAAAAGUUGGCAAGAAAGAAAAAGAUUCUCCUAAAGGUACAAGAAAGAAAUCUACACAAUCUAAUGCCAAUAGUUCUGAUGUUGGUGAAAAGCAGCCUAGUGAUAAAGUGAGCGGAAAUGAAAAUGUAGAUGCUAAGGAUCGCAGUAAGGAUGAUGUCCAAAGUGUAACAGAAACUAAAGACACAUCAAAACAUGCACGGAGAAAAUCUGAACCAAGAAAAAAGUCAGAAGUUUUAGGUGUUCUUGGAGAUAAAAUUGUAGAAAAUCAGGAAAAUAAAUGCGUCAGAAAAAAUCGACAGACUGAUAAAGCUAGCAGCACAAAUACAGUGGAAUCAGAUUUAGUCACACAGAAGUCUGAUAAGGAAAAUAUUGACUUCGAUAUUGUAAAUACUGAGAAAAAAGAUGGCAUGGAGGGUGUUCAUAAAUUAAAAAAUAGUAAUAUCGAUUUGCCAGAAGAGAGAGGGAAAAUGGCAUCAUGCAAAGAUAUUACUUUACGAGCUUUGGAGCGGCCGAGUGGUAGAUGGGGUCACAGCUUGUGCUUCAUCCAUAAGAAACAGUCCGUCCUUAUUGGAGGCCAGGGUGAAAAGUCUCAACUCUGCAAAGACUCAGUCUGGACGCUUGAUACAGAGACCCGACGUUGGCUAGAUAUGGUGACAGAGUCUGAGAGCCAGAAACCAGAGUAUCGAAUGGGUCACACGGCCACAUACGACCCAAUUGUGCGCUGUAUCUACGUGUUUGGAGGUUCCAAAAACACCCGUUGGUUCCAUGACGUUCAUAUGCUUGACAUUGAAGAAUGGAAAUGGCAACUUUUAAAGGUUAAUGGUAAAGCUCCAACCCGAGCCUAUCAUAGUGCUACGCUAUACCGACACGAGCUGUGGAUAUUUGGUGGUGUGUACCCGCGUCCCGACCCACAGCCAGACGGGUGCAGUAAUGAGAUCCAGAUCUUCAGUCCAGUCAUGGAAAGCUGGUACAGCCCUAUCGUUUCAGGGGAGAAACCUAUCCCCAGAUCUGGGCACUCCGCCACCCUUCUGAAUGACCAGCUGGUGGUGUUUGGGGGUUGGGAUGCCCCAAUCUCAUACAGUGACCUCCACAUCCUCGACAUGAGCAUAGUGGAAUGGACCCAGCCGAAGGUAUCUGGCUCACCACCAAGUCCUAGGAGCUGGCACGCCUCCUGUGCUCUCAGUAAUAAUCGGGUGAUGAUUCAUGGUGGAUAUAACGGGGACUUUGCUCUAGAGGACACACAUAUCUUCAACCUUGAUGCAUUAUGUUGGAGCCAGAUCGUGGUUGACAGUCCCCCAUCGGCGCGGGUGGGGCAUAAGGCCCUGUGUAUGCCGUACCGCAUUGAUAACGGAGAGGAGGACGAGGUUAUUAUCUUUGGAGGUGGGGACAAUGAUGGCGCUUACUUUGACGAUCUCUACAGCAUGUACAUACCAUUCAGUGCGGGUAUCGAAUCUAAAGACAGUGAAAUGUGUACCAGCUGAUAGUGAAAUGUGUACCAGCUGAUAGUGAAAUGUGUACCAGCUGAUUGUGAAAUGUGUACCAGCUGAUAGUGAAAUGUGUACCAGCUGAUAGUGAAAUGUGUACCAGCUGAUUGUGAAAUGUGUACCAGCUGAUAGUGAAAUGUGUCCCAGCUGAUCUUACAAUGUAUUAUAUGGCCAUUGUUUCUUCGCUGUUGAUUUGAUAAUUGAAAGACAACCAUAUAACCUUUACUUGUACCAUUUCGAAGAGUGUUUGUUUUGUUUUUGAGUAUGUACUAAUUCUCAUAUCUGAACGGUAAUUAGUGGUACGGUGCAAUAAAAAGCAUGCAGAUAAUAAACAAUGAGGGAUAGACUUCAGCAAAAAAAAUGAAAAUGAAUCAAUGCAAGCCUUAGUGAAUGAAGGUAUACAUAACUCACGCUGUACACUUGUGUAUGAUUAGAGUGUUAUGUGUAAUACGCAUUGACAUGUGUACAUUGUUACUGCUCUGACAGUUGUAUCUGCCUGUGAAGAUGAAUAAGUGUUAUCCUUUUUGUGGAGUAGUUGUGAAAAUGUAUACACUUUUAUUUUUUAUUCUAACUCAUCUCAUUAGGCAACUUUUUUAUAGACAGUAUAACAAACACUGAUUUGUGUACUUGUAGCUCUGAGUCUUUACAUGUAUACAAGCCUUCAGUUAUUCACUGAUGCAGAGAUCAAGAGUACUGAAAUCAGCUUUGCUCAUUGAGAACAUUCUCUUCUAGUUCAACACAUUAGCCUUCUUCAUAUCUGUAGAAUUAAAGCAAAUUGUAUCAAAUACAGAUAAUAAAAUUUUAAAAAAUG
This is a messenger RNA of Mya arenaria, 3232 nucleotides long. RefSeq lists its product as uncharacterized. The record is from RefSeq and is a predicted model, not a curated record. Gene Ontology annotation, molecular function: protein binding. The coding region runs from base 133 to 2418 and encodes 761 amino acids. The transcript is spliced from 11 exons. Lineage: Eukaryota; Metazoa; Mollusca; Bivalvia; Myida; Myidae.